Messenger RNA from Neolamprologus brichardi, 1940 nucleotides. It is a transcript of the gene siae, whose product is annotated as sialic acid acetylesterase. NCBI's taxonomy places the organism in Eukaryota, Metazoa, Chordata, Actinopteri, Cichliformes, Cichlidae. The record is from RefSeq and is a predicted model, not a curated record. Gene Ontology annotation, molecular function: sialate O-acetylesterase activity. Gene Ontology annotation, biological process: carbohydrate metabolic process.
UUCCGAAACGCAAGUGACGUUUGUAUCUGUUACGUGGACUGUCGCCAACAAGCGCGUGACUUUUCCCCACACAGCUUUCUGUUAAGGCGGCUCGUGCUGUGAUCAUGGCUGUUACACUUUGUGUUGUUUUUGCACUUUUAGCUUCUGUUCACACUUGUGAUGGGAAGUUGCGUUUUGCCUCCUACUAUGGAGACCACAUGGUGCUGCAGAAGUCUCCAGAGAGAGCUGUGCUGUGGGGAUAUGGCCCCGAGGGUGCACAGGUUACCGUCUCCUUGUCAGGUUUAUUUAAACGACAAGCCUCACCGGUCACUGUGACAAACGGCAUUUGGCAAGUGACCCUUGACCCUGUUGCUGCUGGUGGUCCAUAUAAUGUGACAGCAAAAGUUCAAAACGAUUCAGCUACUCUUACAGAUGUGCUGUUUGGAGACAUUUGGAUGUGUGGAGGGCAGAGCAACAUGUGGUUUAACAUGACUCAGAUUUUCAAUGCAACUGAGGAGCUGUCUGUUGUUGCUAAGUAUCCUUAUGUGAGGCCUUUUAUGGUAGCCUUGAACACAAGUGACAUCGAGUUAAUGGAUCUGAUAGAAGUAGAGAUUCCCUGGUCUGUGCCCACUGCCAGUGUGGUGGAAGGGUUUUCUGCUGUGUGCUGGCUCUUUGGACGUUACAUGUAUGAGACCUUGAAGUACCCCAUAGGACUGGUGGAGUCCUGUUGGGGUGGAACACCAGUCGAAGUGUGGUCAUCUUCAAGAGCCCUGAAACAGUGUCAAGAAGUGCCAGUUGUAGACGGACCUAAAAAAAAUUCUAUUUUGUGGAAUUCAAUGAUCCACCCAUUGCUCAAUAUGACCAUCAAAGGAGCCCUCUGGUACCAAGGUGAGGCCAAUGCAGAGUAUAACCAGGACAAGUACAACUGUUCCUUCCCAGCUAUGAUUGAUGACUGGAGGAUGGCAUUUCAUCAGGGCUCAGGGGGGCAAACAGCUCCUGACUUCCCCUUUGGGUUUGUCCAGCUGUCCACUUACAGAAAGACCUCCAAAGAUGAUGGCUUUCCAAACAUCCGCUGGCACCAAACAGCAGACUUCGGUUUUGUUCCUAAUCUCAGGAUGAAGAAAACCUUCAUGGCUGUGGCUUUGGAUUUACCAGAUGCAACUUCGCCGUAUGGCACGAUCCAUCCCAGAGACAAGCAGGAUGUAGCCUAUAGACUGACACUGGGUGCUAGGGCUGUGGCUUAUGAGGAAGAGAAUGUUCCCUUCCUCGGACCUUUCCCCAAAGAAAUUGCAUCCACUCAGAUGUACGUCAACAUUACCUAUGACCAGGCAGUCUCUGUCACACCAUCCAAAGACAUCUUUGAGGUCUGUUGCUCGGAUAUUUGGGCUCCAUGUGGGCCUAAGUCCCUUUGGCUUCAAACUCCUAUAGUGUGGUGGGAUCUGACCACCAUCCAGCUGUCAGCUGCUGUGUGUCAGUCGUCUGAAGUCGCUGCUGUUCGAUACGCUUGGAGAGACUGGCCCUGUGAGUUUAAAGCCUGUCCAGUCUACAGCGCCAGUUGGAUUUUACCAGCACCUCCUUUCAUCAUCAAUCACUCUUCAUGGAAAGGAGGCGUUUGGAAAAGCUACUAACCCUGAAACUGUGACAAGACAUUUGUCUCUACGGUCAGUUGGGAUAACUGGGCAUGGUGUUGAUUGGCGACCUCUCCAGGGUUUGUAAUAGGCUCAGAGCAGCUUGUCUGUUCAUUUUGUAAUUCCAUUCGGUGAAAACACUUUGCCUUCAUGAAAUUUUAUGAAUCUUCAUGAAAUUUGAUGAAUAAAAUAAUAAAAAUCUCCAUACCAUUUCUUUAUUACUUUGAAUAUGACCUUUUACUUUAAAAAUAGUUGUAUUUCAUUGAUCAGACACAUAUAGAACUAAUAAAAAAAAAAACCUUUAUAGGUUUCACAGUACAGUACAAUGUAUCA